AUGACGACCACGGGCAAUCCUAAGGGGGUUGAUUAUAUCUCAAAACAAGCCAAUUUGACCGCUCAAAUAGAGGGUGAACGCCAAGCUGCCAAAAAAUGGUGGGACGAGUACGGAUUGUGCUACUUGGAAAACGCCCAACCCGAAGAGUUUACCUACGACUCUCGAAUUCAGGCUCUGAGAAAAAAACUGGAAGAUCCUAACCCACGUCGCCCACGACCGCGUAGCCGUAGUGGUAGUCGUGAUGGUCGUGUAUCAUCUCCACAUAAGCGCAAUCGAUCACACUCGCGAGAAAAUCGGGUCCAUGCUCGCUCUCGUUCCCGUUCGCGCGACCGCCGAAAAGACCACAACCGACAUGAACGCUCGCGCUCGAUUGGACGUGGUCGCACCGAACCAAUAAGCCUAUUAGUGCGCAAUCUUUCGACUGAAACAUCACAAGACGAGCUACGUCGCGCCUUCUCUCGAAAUGCCGGUGAUAUUCUGGAUGUGUAUAUUCCAAAGGAUUAUCACACAAACCGCCCGCGAGGCUUUGCUUUCAUCGAAUUUGCGGACGCACGCGUCGGCCGUGAUGUAAAAAUUGAAAUGGAUCGUACGCAACUGAAUGGCCGCGAAAUUGCCGUUCUUUUUGCAAAGCAGCACCGCAAGAGUCCACAAGAGAUGCGUCGCAUUCUUAACCAGUCGCAUGGUGGCUCAAAAUCCAGCUUUCGUAAGCGUGAUGAUGAGAUGCACAAGUGCAUUGAAGUUGCAACAGCAACAUCAUUUUGCAUUGCGCACCGCGAGGCGCAAGUUACAAUCGUUAUUAUGCUGCGUGUGACAGCCUACAACCGCGCACAAUUCGUGCGUGUACUUGGCGCGCGCCAUUUCACCCAAGGCAAAGUCUUCGCUGAUGCGGACGUCGCUGUGAAGGACAUUCGAUCCGGAUCUAAACUCAUCGUAGGUGGCUUUGGCCUCUGUGGUAUCCCUGAGAACUGUAUUCAGGCGCUGGUGAAAAAUGGAGCCAAGGACUUGACAUGUGUGUCGAACAACGCUGGAGUAGAUGACUUUGGCUUAGGACUGCUACUACAGUCUCGUCAGAUAAAGCGGAUGAUUUCGUCUUAUGUCGGGGAAAACGCGCUGUUUGAAAAGCUUUAUCUUACAGGAGAAUUGGAGGUUGAGCUCACACCCCAAGGGACACUUGCAGAGCGUAUUCGAGCUGGUGGGUCUGGUAUUCCGGCCUUCUUCACUCCAACGGCGUAUGGCACAAUCAUUCAGGAAGGAGGUUUUGCCAUAAAGCUAAAGCCUGAUGGGUCGAUUGAUAUUCCUAGUACACCACGAGAAGUUCGUGAGUUCAAUGGCCGGAAAUACGUGAUGGAAGAAGGAAUUACGGGAGAUUUUGCGCUCGUUAAAGCAUGGAAAGGAGAUACCGAGGGAAAUCUUGUAUUUCGUGGCACUGCUGGCAAUUUUAAUAUGGAUGCAGCUAAGGCUGGACGGAUUACGAUUGCUGAAGUGGAGGAAUUGGUGCAGCCUGGCGAUAUCCACCCUGAUGAAGUUCAUUUGCCAAGUAUUUACGUACAGCGUAUUUUCAAGGCGACUAAGACUGAAAAACGUAUUGAGAGGCUCACUCUUGCCCAAGCCAAGGAUUCGCCGUACAGGAUCUCUGCAGAUCGAGAGCGCAUCAUUCGUCGUGCAGCAAUGGAGCUAAAAGACGGAAUGUAUGUAAAUUUGGGGAUUGGUUUGCCAACAUUGGCGUCCAACUAUGUGCCAGAUGGAGUGAAGGUGGUCUUACAGAGUGAAAACGGACUUCUGGGCAUGGGUCCGUAUCCAAACGAUGGUGAACAAGACCCGGACUUGAUCAACGCUGGCAAGGAAACUGUGACAUUUCUUCCUGGUUCGUCGACAUUUUCUUCAUCCGAAUCGUUCGCCAUGAUUCGUGGUGGUCACGUGCACCUGACAAUUCUCGGUGCCCUUCAGGUUGCAGAGAACGGUGAUUUGGCUAAUUGGAUCAUUCCUGGGAAAAUGGUGAAAGGUAUGGGAGGCGCAAUGGAUCUUGUAGGCAGUGGAAAUCGUGUGGUAGUCACGAUGGAGCAUAACGCAAAAGAUGGAGCGAAAAAGAUUCUCAAAAACUGUUCCCUUCCGCUCACAGGCAAGAGUGUAGUGAACACCAUAAUUACAGAGUUGGGCGUUUUUGACGUGGUGCCAGGGAAAGGACUGGAGUUAGUCGAGAUCGCGUCGACGACUACGUUGGAGGAGAUUCGCAAUCGAACAGAGGCUUCCUUCACAAUUUCUAGUACCUUGAAGUCGAUGGAGUAA
Messenger RNA from Plasmopara halstedii, 2286 nucleotides. RefSeq names its product 3-oxoacid-transferase. Lineage: Eukaryota; Oomycota; Peronosporomycetes; Peronosporales; Peronosporaceae. The transcript is spliced from 8 exons. The coding region runs from base 1 to 2286 and encodes 761 amino acids. The record is from RefSeq and is a predicted model, not a curated record. Gene Ontology annotation, molecular function: RNA binding; succinyl-CoA:3-oxo-acid CoA-transferase activity.